AUGCGUCGACCCGAAACCUUGAAGAUUGAUAUCUCAAUGUACAAGGGAACCGAUGCAUAUUCCCUUUUGAGAUGGUUCGUCGAGUUAGACGAUGCCAUCAGGGCCCGUCACAUCGAGGGUGACGAGAUGCAAGUCACCUUUGCCCUGUCAAAUUUGACGGAACGAGCAAAGACUUGGGCCUUAGGGCUCAAUCGUCACGACCCAAACGUGUUUGAGUCGUUGGAGAUCUUGAGGUCUCGGCUCAAAGAAACGUUUGAGCCGCCGAGAGCCGAGUUCAAAGCAUUCUCUGCAAUCUUGAGGCUAAAGCAAGUUAAGCGUGAUUUGCACGCCUACGCACGGCACCUGCGCUACCUUGCAAGUAGCGUUACAGAGAACCCUGUUGAUGAGCACACGCUCAUCAACGUGUUCAUCUACGGCCUUGUGGAUGGGACGGUGAAGACCUACAUGUUCCAAGAGGAAUUCCAUACGCUGGAAAGGGCGAUAGCGUAUGCGGAACAAGAAGACUUCAGCCUGAGACAGUCUCAGGCUAACUAG
Peronospora matthiolae is the source of this 534-nucleotide messenger RNA. NCBI's taxonomy places the organism in Eukaryota, Oomycota, Peronosporomycetes, Peronosporales, Peronosporaceae. The record is from the annotation of a GenBank genome assembly.